AUGGCGCCCAAUGGGAACUGCCAGCGGCGACCGCACUGUUGUGGUGCGGCGCGUCGGGCGGGCGGCGGCCGGGGCGGCCCAGGGGCUGCCGCGGGGACUCGGGGCGCCGCCGAGCGGCCAGGCGCUGGGGCGGCCCGAGCACACCGCGGGGCCCGGACACGGCGGGUUCGAGGCCGGGCCCCCGCGCGGGGAGCCACGGGGUGGAGACUUUGCCGCGCGGCGCGGAGCAGGCGGGAGCCGGCGGGGGCCUCGGGAGCCCCAGGGCGGCCGGGCCCGGAUCCCGGGGGAAGCCUCGUGAGCCCCGGCCGGAGCCUCGGCGUGUACAUCCCCUCCGGGGCCCGGGCUGCAGGAGCACAGAGCAGCGGGGCCUCGCGGAGCUCGGAGCGCGCCUGACCCAGGGCGCACCGUGGGA
This is a messenger RNA of Mus caroli (Ryukyu mouse), 412 nucleotides long. NCBI's taxonomy places the organism in Eukaryota, Metazoa, Chordata, Mammalia, Rodentia, Muridae. The record is from RefSeq and is a predicted model, not a curated record.